Messenger RNA from Trematosphaeria pertusa, 317 nucleotides. RefSeq lists its product as uncharacterized. The transcript has a single exon. Bases 39 to 206 code for a protein of 55 amino acids. The record is from RefSeq and is a predicted model, not a curated record. NCBI's taxonomy places the organism in Eukaryota, Fungi, Ascomycota, Dothideomycetes, Pleosporales, Trematosphaeriaceae.
CCCCAAGUGCUCGCCGCGGAUUAGGCCCGCAAUCAAAAAUGAUAUUGGCUGAUCGGUGCCAUCCCGGCCCUAUAUGCGACCGACUUAAGCAGAGGCACCGUACCGAUGCCGGCAACAUGUACCCUUUCGUACCCUACGAACCGCCCUGCCGCCAUACCGCCUGGAGGCCCGCUGCUCCACGACCAGGAAACCCGUCUGCGUCCUGAUUGGCGUCCAGCGCCCACUUCUCUGUGCGUCUGCCAGCAAAACGGCCGGCUGAUGGCACGGGGCCCUCCUGUCUCCACCCACCGCCGCCGACCAGUGUACCGUCCUGUUAC